CAUGCUUAAUUGUGGCAUCAGCUCGCUAUUUUUUUUUUAACUCUUUGCUGAAUUCCAGUUGAGAAUGCUUACAUGUCUAACAUAUUGUGCAAUCGAAGGGUCAGAAAGCUUCAGGCCAGCCGCAUCGCAUGUUGUCCGAUAGAUCACGUACGUUCUUGCGACAGAAUCAAGUUCACGUCUUUCAUUGUCAUCACAUGGAAGCCAUAAAAUACGCAUCAAUAAUGUUUUGAAGUACAUUCACUCGUGACCGACCAUUGUGAAUGUUGUAUGAAAUUUGAGGAACUUGGCUAUUAAUGGAAGUCGUAAAUGUAUUAUGAAAGGCACCUUGAUUCACCGUUAAUACCUCCAUACCCUGUGUCUCUGGAUAAAAAAGGCUCAUAUCAUGCAUAUUGUUGUCAACUAUCUUGGACACCUUUGAAUGUGACAACCUCUCACGUUUGCUCACUCGGACAUAUUUUCAGCUUUUGUAAACUCUUCUCUCAACACCAUGGAUCUCCCAUCACCAUCGUUCGUCAGGGAUUUGAAGCGUCGCCUCUUCUUAUCCCUAGUAAUCUUCACCGAGAUCUUGGGGGUGCUCGCUGUGGUCCUCGUUGGGGUUUGGGUCGCGUAUUAUCCUCUGCGGUCCGGAUUUCAUUGGGACGCCCUAGGAAAAAUCUAUAUCCACCCUUUUGUGAUGACUUUGGGGAUGGUGUUUGUUUUCGGGAAUAGUACACUGAUCUACCGAGUCGGUGCCUUGAUUCCGAUUCGACGAAAGGUCAUGAAAGCUUGCCACGCGGGUAUGAUGGUCAUCGUGAUCACAUGCACAGCCCUGGGCAUCUACCUCGCCGUUACAUCAAUCGUUGGGAAGAGUCUACAGAACGUCCAUGCCGUCUUGGGCAUUGCGACAACCAUUUUGUUCGUUUUACAGUUUCUAUGUGCAUUGUUUAUCUUCGUCAUACCUUUGGCGCCUCAAUGGAUCAAAGAGUCCUACAUGCAUCUUCAUGCUUUCUUUGGGGUAUUGACUUUAGUCUCUGCUGCGGCUACUUGUCUCACGGGUGUACAGUUUGGUCAAAGUUUUUUCGGCAACCAUCCAGCCAUCUCGCUGUCUUUAACCAUCAUAGUACCGGCCUUUACAGGAACUGUCACCUACAUUCUCAGCAACGAGGUCUACCGCGCAAAGAAUUCUCAAAUCAAUUAACAAAUUGUCUGCUGAGUUUUGAGAAUUACAUGAGCUUGUCUCGGGAAGACCUGGUUUCAGCACACCCGGGGUUACUAGACUUAUAGAGUCAUUCGAAAUCAUCGUUUAACUCGGCCAUGUUUGGGCCAUUUACGAAAUACGGUGAUACAUAAUGACCAAACAGAAGAGAAAACGAUCUAGCUAAAGACAGGCGACUGCUAUAGAAUUUAGUGAUCCCUGGUUUUAGUGAUCCUUUGGUUUUGGAUAGAGAGAGGCAUGAUCUUACUAUAUGUAAUAAGGACGCAGAAACAAUUGACUGUCAUGAUUUAUUGCAAUGAUAUCCUGAGAAGGAAGUCAAUAAUUGUCAAAAUGUCGACCAUUUUUUUAAACAGGAUACACUAUUUCCUUAUGUAGGCCUAUGUUUUAAUGAAAUUGAAUUUCAAUUUGAAACAUUAUCAGGCUUACGUGCAGAUUGAGGGAAAAUCCGUUUUGGGCUCGGUGUAUAAUUUCUUCAUUUUAAACUCGAUCUAUCUCAUUGUGGUAAGAACUAAAACUUUGAUAUAUUUCUUCUCUCUUUUCUGUAUGGAAAAAUGAAUUAUUCAGUGAAGUAAUGAGUGGGAUGUAUUGGAAGGGAGGGGAAAUGUGGGGUCAUCGUGCUGUGUUCCUCCGCAAAAGCCCCGAAUAAAAUCAACUCUUUCGAUCAAUUUGUAAAUCUGUAAUUAUUUUUGUAGAUGCAUCGUAAAUUCAUUUGUACUUAGAUGGAAUCAGAAUAACUUAACAAGAAGAACAAUAUAAGAUUUAUACUAAGGACAAAUUAGUGAUGAAACUUAUAUUAUCACAAUAUAUGAAUAUCACACAUGAAUACACAACAGCUGACCAGGGUGCCGUAACACAAAGGUUAGCGAUUAAUCGCUAACAUGGCUAAAUGAAAUGACUAAUCAAGAUCCUCGUUGCAUGCGUAUUUUGCUAAGUAGACUGAUUAUGAACCAAUCAGAAUUGUUCUUUGAAAUUAGCGAUCAAUCGCUAACCUUUGUGUUACGGGACCCUGAUGUGAAUUCAGCAUGUCGAACUCCUAUAUUAAAGUCAUAUACCCAUCGCAAGAGGGCGUAAACAAACAUCUAAGUUUGUCCACAUUGAAGUGCCAUGAUAAUGAUCGGGGGGGGGGGGGGGUGGGAUGUAUUGAUUGGGUUGUGAUCAGAUAAUCUCUGUGUUAUGAUAAAUGUAAGCCUACUGAGUGGGUCGAUUCAUGUUAUGAUUAAAGCCUGCUUCCAUCAGUUUGAUAACCUAUGCUAUCAUUUCUUUUUUAUAUGAUACAGAACAUGAAUUGUACGCGAUGGUCAAAAUUUAUUAUUUUCUAAUUUAAUUCAAUAAUAUUCAUACGUACACGUAUGUUAAAGUUUCGUAUACAAAUAAAAAGAUGAAAGUGUAACACAUCUUUGGCUUCCCCUUUUUGAUUGUUUAAGUCAGUCCGUCAGCCGGGUCACAGGUCAUUAAGAUUGAUGUGAAACAGUGGCGCAAUAAACCCCCACCCUCAAUAAUGGGACAAACCAAGGCGUAAAUAAUAGGCUAUUUUU
Lytechinus variegatus (green sea urchin) is the source of this 2730-nucleotide messenger RNA. Its product is annotated as cytochrome b ascorbate-dependent protein 3-like. The record is from RefSeq and is a predicted model, not a curated record. NCBI's taxonomy places the organism in Eukaryota, Metazoa, Echinodermata, Echinoidea, Temnopleuroida, Toxopneustidae. Gene Ontology annotation, molecular function: oxidoreductase activity. The transcript has 5 exons. Bases 488 to 1177 code for a protein of 229 amino acids.